AUGGAGGCGCUGGCAAAACUCCCGCCCGCAUUCGCCAAUGGUCUACCCCGGAGUCAGGAGGCUACCGUCACCGCUGGCAAUGCCAGCACUCUAGCCGAUGGAGCUGCGGCCUUGUUGUUGUGCCGUGCGGAUACUGCCAAGGCCCUUGGCUUGAAAUGCUCAUUGGGAAGGAUAGUUGCUUGGCAUCAAAGUGGCUGUGAGCCGCAGGUGAUGGGUCUUGGACCCAUUGAUUCGGUAAAAGGCCUAAUGGAGAAGCUCUCCUGGUCUGUCGAUGACGUUGAUCUAUUUGAAGUGAACGAGGCAUUCGCCGCCCAAUCCCUCGCCGUAUGUCGUCAACUUAUCUUUCUCUUUGCCGCCUCUCUUGUGGUGGCUUAUUUUUAUUCCAUCAUUCAGGUGCUGAACGAGCUGGGACUUCCUAAGGAGCGGACAAACGUGAACGGUGGAGCAAUAGCCCUGGGUCAUCCGAUUGGUUGCAGUGGAGCUCGAAUAAUCGUCACUCUGGUCCACAGCCUCCAUCGCCUGGCUCAUAAUUAUGUUGCUAACAUUAAGACCAACUCUGCCAAUUGCAGGAGGGUUGGACAAGAUGGCAAACUGAGGGGUAUUGCGGCUCUCUGCGUCGGUGGAGGCAUGGGCAUGGCGAUAGCAGUGGAGAUUCUUCCCCAUCUGACUGUCUCUGAUUGCCCACUGAUUGAGUUUUAA
Hydatigera taeniaeformis is the source of this 699-nucleotide messenger RNA. NCBI's taxonomy places the organism in Eukaryota, Metazoa, Platyhelminthes, Cestoda, Cyclophyllidea, Taeniidae. The record is from the annotation of a GenBank genome assembly.